AUUUGAGCUUUCGGGACUUCAGAGAAAACACACAUGAGAAAAGAAGUUGAAGGCAGCUCCUCCACUCUCACACUUCGCCUCAUCGCCCGCACGGCUGCUUCUGCGCACGGCCGCCGCACCACCUUCGCUGCUACAUGCUCUUCCACCAGACUGUAGCGCUCUCCUUUGGCUUCUUCUCUGGUUUUUUAAAGAAUACCUCCACAGAGUGACUAUGAAAGUUCCUUGGACUUAAUUUCUCUCUCAUUGCUGACCUCAAGCUGCUUUUGGACACUGUCAUCGCUGGGGAAUCGGCUACUUUCUACGGCGUACGCCAAACCCCGGUACCUCUAGCAGGCCCGAUGGGAUCGGAUGUGCGAGAUCUCAAUGCUCUGCUGCCAGCGGUGCCCGCCCUCCCGGGGGGUAACGGGAGCUGCACCCUACCCGUGAGCAGCGCCCCACAGUGGGCACCCGUCUUAGACUUUCAUGCCGGGUCUCCCUACAGCUCACUCUCCUCCCACUCCUUCAUCAAGCAGGAGCCAGGCUGGAACACGGCCGAGCCGCACGAGGACCCGCACUGCGGCCUCAGUGCCUUCACCGUGCACUUCUCUGGCCAGUUCACCGGGACAGGAGCCUGCCGGUACGGAGCGUUUGGUGCCCCUCCACCGGGACAGCCCACAGCCAGCCAGCCCAGGAUGUUUGCCAAUGGAGCGUACCUGCCCAACUGCAUGGAGAGCCAACCGCCAUCAAGGAACCAGGGUUACAGUACCAUGCCGUUUGACAGUGCUGCCAACUACGGCCACACACCAUCCCAUCAUGCCUCCCAGUUCCCCAACCACUCCUCCCAGUUCCCCAACCACUCUUUUAAACACGAGGACCCCAUUGCACAGCAGACCAACAUGGGUGAGCAGCAGUAUCCUGUCCCACCCCCAGUCUACGGAUGCCACAACCCAUCGGAGAGCUGCGCCGGGAGCCAAGCGCUGCUCCUGAGGAAUCCAUACAACAGUGAUAAUUUAUACCAAAUGGCGUCGCAGCUGGAAUGUGUGGCCUGGAACCCUGUCAACACCCUGGCAUCCUCCAUCAAGAGCCACGCCUCGGGAUACGAGAGUGACCCCAACACGCCCAUGGUGUACAGCUGCAGCACGCAGUACCGCAUCCACACCCAUGGUGUCUUCCGCGGCAUCCAGGACGUGCGGCGGGUGCCCGGUAUCACGCCUUCCAUCGUGAGAUCAUCGGAGACUAAUGAGAAGAGACCAUUCAUGUGUUCCUACCCUGGCUGCAACAAGAGAUACUUCAAGCUGUCCCACCUGCAGAUGCACAGCAGGAAACACACAGGUGAGAAGCCGUAUCAGUGCGACUUCACCGACUGCGGCAGACGCUUCUCCCGAUCCGACCAGCUGAAGAGGCACCAGCGGAGGCACACGGGAGUUAAACCCUUCCAGUGCGAGACGUGUCAGAGAAAGUUCUCGCGGUCUGACCACCUUAAGACCCACACCCGGACUCAUACAGGUAAAACAAGUGAGAAACCUUUCAACUGCCGGUGGCCCAACUGCCAGAAGAAAUUUGCGCGCUCGGAUGAGCUGGUACGCCAUCACAACAUGCACCAGAGGAACCUGAGCAAACUGCAGCUGGCACUGUGAGGAGGGGGACCCACCCAGCACCCACGGCUUGCCGGUGAAGGGGGGGUGUGGCUUUGUGUAUGGUGCAGUGGUGCUCAGACCUGACUGGGACCCAGGAUGCCGGGCGGCUGUCCCCAUUGGCACCAAAGUGCCCUGUUUUCUGUGCAUCCUUGCAGUGACAAAGCUUUGCAUUUUGUUUACUUACUGUUACUAUGGAAAUGCAACCUGCGAGCCCUUUUAUAUAGCUGUACGUGUGAGGAGUCUAAUACUAACUUAUUUAAUUUUCUAAAUUAAAAAUUCUGCAAAAACAGUUCACAAGGAGAACUUCUCUCAUCCUUGGGCCUCAACAUUACUUCGGGGCCAGAAUGAUUGCAUUUCCAGAUGACAAUAAUCGAUGAUGAUGACUCUAAUACCCAGCACCCUAACUUACCCCGCUGAAAUACGUCAGUGAUUUGGGGAGAGCCUCUUUCUUUGAUAAGUAAUUGUAUGAAAACUUGACAACAUUCUCUAACCGUGAAGUUUGUAAAAUAUGUGAAAGUCACACUGGAUAUGUGACUUAAAUUGUUGUGCGAAUUGUCAUUUUAUGAAGUGCUGGUCCACGGAUACCAUUUGACAAACUCCCCAUACAAAAAUAUAACUUAAAUCUUAAAUUUAUAGAGUUGAGCUAUAAAGAAUACAUUGAUAGUGUGAGAAAGAGGUAUUUUGGUUUUUAACGUGUAUUUUACAUAGGUCACUCAAAAUUAUUGUCUAUAUGUCUGAUAACACCAAUUACUAAAACGCUUUUAAUUUUAGAAGGUGUAUUAAAUGUAGAGCACAUCAAACUGUUUGUCGUUGCCCAUAAAUGUAUCCAUGCCACGGUUCUAAAUCUGUAAGCUGCGUUUGUUAUUUUUUUCACCAAGCUUUGAAUUAAAGGCCACUUUGAGGGAGCACUUUCGCGGGCAGCUGUGUGGGCUCUCCGCCGGUGUUGGAUUUCCGCCUCUGCGAGUCACUGACCAGCAAGUAACCUGCCCAGGUCUUGACCGCACUCAAUUCACCUGUCAGGAGCAGGCAGGGAAGAGGGGGGGUCACCUCAGUUAGAUUUCCUCAUAAAUAAAAUGUCUUACACUGUCUUUGUCCCUGU
Brienomyrus brachyistius is the source of this 2715-nucleotide messenger RNA. It is a transcript of the gene wt1b, whose product is annotated as WT1 transcription factor b. Gene Ontology annotation, biological process: regulation of transcription by RNA polymerase II; negative regulation of apoptotic process; negative regulation of cell population proliferation. Gene Ontology annotation, cellular component: nucleus. Gene Ontology annotation, molecular function: DNA-binding transcription factor activity, RNA polymerase II-specific; RNA polymerase II cis-regulatory region sequence-specific DNA binding. Lineage: Eukaryota; Metazoa; Chordata; Actinopteri; Osteoglossiformes; Mormyridae. The record is from RefSeq and is a predicted model, not a curated record. The coding region runs from base 339 to 1616 and encodes 425 amino acids. The transcript is spliced from 9 exons.